GGACCCCACGUAGCUUCCGAGCGAGGAACUUUCUGCCACAAGCUGUCGCAGGAAAUCAGCGUCACAUUCUGAUGGCGCGUUCUUGCAAGGUGGCCGUAAUAGGCGCGGGCGUGUCCGGACUCGUCGCUGCUCGCGAGCUCGUCAGAGAAGGCCACCGAGUCGUCGUCUUCGAGAAGAGCGACCGAAUCGGCGGCACGUGGGUCUACGACCCAAGGGUAGAGUCGGACCCGCUCGGGCUCGACCCGAGUCGGGAAAUCGUGCACGGCAGCCUCUACCUCUCGCUCCGCACAAACCUCCCUCGACAGGUCAUGAGCUUCUUGGAUUUCCCUUUCACUGCCACACGGAACGGAGAUUCCAGAACUUUCCCACGCCACGAAGAGGUCCUGGCUUACAUCGAGGACUUCGCGACUGAGUUCGGGCUUCUUGAGCUGAUCCGGUUCGACGCAGAGGUCGUCCGAGUCAGCUCCGUUGAAAUGAGGAAAGACGAGUGGGUCGUGGAGUGGCAGACUCCAGGAUCGGACUCGAUACCGGAGUCGGAGAUUUUCGAGGCUGUCGUUGUCUGUACGGGACAUCACACAGAUCCGCGGGUCGCUGAGAUUCCAGGCAUUGAAAAGUGGCCUGGAAAGCAGAUACACAGCCACAAUUAUCGGAUUCCGGACCCAUUCGUGGACCAGAUUGUAGUUUUAAUUGGAAAAGGACCUAGUGCCCUGGACAUCUCUCGAGAUAUUUCAAAGUUAGCCAAAGAAGUCCAUCUAACAUCAAGAUCCAUAGAUGCUGAAGUUGCAAAGUUGGAGGACCAUGAUAAUAUUUGGCAGCAUUCGAUGAUAAAGUCUGUUCAUGAAGACGGUUCAGUGCUAUUUCAUGAUGGAUCAUCAGUUUUUGCAGAUGUCAUCUUCCAUUGUACAGGGUACAACUACCAUUUCCCCUUUCUGGAAACAAAUGGAAUUGUAAGCAUUGACGACAACCGUGUUGGACCUCUAUAUAAGCAUGUUUUCCCACCACGGUUGGCUCCUUGGCUCUCUUUUGUGGGAAUACCUAACAAGGUUAUCCCAUUCCUUUCAUUUGAGUUACAGUCCAAGUGGGUGGCCCAUGUUUUAUCCGGCAAGGUGGUGCUACCAACAGAAGAGGAGAUGCUUGCAUCUGUUGAAGAAUUGUAUGUGAGAAUGGAAGCGGCAGGGAGGCCAAAACACUAUACACAUAUUCUUUAUCCGUUUGAGUCUGAGUACAAGAACUGGCUCAUUGAUCGGUUAGGCCUCCCACCUCCAGAUGAGUCAAUAGAGCAGAUGUAUGUUGCUACUAUCAGCAGUCUUGCCUCUCAUUCCGAUGGAUUUCGUGACAAGUGGGAUGAUGGCUAUUGGACUCAACAAUCACAUUCUGCGCCCAUAAGGCUUCAUAGGUGGUCGUUUGGUGGUAUCCAAACAGGCCCUUAAACUGAUAAUCAGCUGCCCAUCUGCAGAGAAUGAAGUUGGUCAUUGGCAAAGAUCGUCAUGUAUUUUUGUAGCCGGAAAACUGAGGUGGCUUGCUGGCACACAUCCUGCGGUUGGUGGUGCUAGUUCUUAAGAGGUUAGCUAAAAUAAUCAGCAGACCCUGUGCAGAUUUCAUUAAAAAAACAAAGUCAAAUAUACUUCUGUUUGUCCAAGAUAUCAUUGUAUUUUUAUUUCCUCAUGUAGUAGUCAUGAAUAAAAUAUGAAACAAGGGAGAUGCAAAAAACACCUUGAUCAUUUGGAAUGUUACACAAGACUCACAGAUCAAUGACCCAGUGGGAAUUCUUCUUA
Messenger RNA from Magnolia sinica, 1775 nucleotides. Its product is annotated as flavin-containing monooxygenase FMO GS-OX5-like. The record is from RefSeq and is a predicted model, not a curated record. Gene Ontology annotation, molecular function: NADP binding; N,N-dimethylaniline monooxygenase activity; flavin adenine dinucleotide binding. The transcript has 8 exons. The coding region runs from base 72 to 1430 and encodes 452 amino acids. Lineage: Eukaryota; Viridiplantae; Streptophyta; Magnoliopsida; Magnoliales; Magnoliaceae.